Molecule: messenger RNA, 2543 nt
Organism: Pisolithus orientalis
Lineage: Eukaryota; Fungi; Basidiomycota; Agaricomycetes; Boletales; Pisolithaceae
Product: chondroitin AC/alginate lyase
Exons: 4
Coding region: 77-2422 (781 amino acids)
Molecular function (GO): lyase activity
Source: RefSeq, a predicted model, not a curated record
CAAAACUUUUCUGUCACUCAUUGCAACGCUAUUGGUGCCUACUCUCGUCCCUCGUUUGUGUUCUUCUGCUCCCCCCAUGGCAGCAAACUAUGCUACCGUCAAUAACACACAGACCUCGCCCUACGGUUCUGGUGACCCUUACUACAACGAAUCUACAGGCUAUGUCACCCCGCAGCGUCCGCCAGUAAAGAAAACCAGCAGCUGGAUCAAGUUUGGCAUACCCGUGGCGAUAGUCGUCAUCGUCGGCGUUGUCGUCGGCGCCGUCCUUGGGACCCGUGCUGCCAACAAGAACGCAAGCGAGAGCGCAGCCGGCAGCUCCGCUGCUGCAACCUCGGCCAUCGGUGCCAAGAACAACCUGGGCAUCUUUCCAAUGGGCACGGAUAGCCUGUACAUGCUGCCAUUAUACCCCGCUACUACCAAUACCGCAGCGUUCACGACGCCCACCUUCGUGUCGACGAACAACGCAAACUAUGCCUGGCCUCAGGAUCCUUUCCAACCCUCUAAUCCAAAUCCCACCCAAGUCCGCUCAGACAGACCUCGUCUCAUCGCUCCCUCUUACAAGUGGGCCGUUCUCCCACAAUUAAUUGCCAAUGAUCCGUACAUGGCAUCCUGGAACAACUCUAUUUUCGGAAACGCUUCAACUUAUAACGCCUUGCCUCCCGUCGCCUACUACCUUGAUGGUGGUAACGGUAUCCUGGACGUCGCCCGUCAAAUCAAACAACGUGUCAAAGCAUUCUCUUAUGUCUAUCGAAUGACCAACGACACCAAGUGGGUCGACAGAACGUGGACUGAACUUCAGAAUGCUGCAGGUAAUCUCACGGGUGGUUGGGGACCAGACAACAGCACCAAAUGGAACCCUAGCCACUUUCUCGACACUGCUGAGCUCACAGCAGCCUAUGCCAUUGCAUACGACUGGUUGUACGACCAGUGGACCUCCGAUCAGAAGGCAUCUAUCAUCUGGACGAUGAUCGAAUACGGCCUCAACAACGGCGUCACCUGUUAUAGCAGUAACGACCCAUUGUACUACGGUUGGUGGACAAAUAACACGAUGGGGAACUGGAACUGUGUCUGCAAUAACGGUUUGACCAUGGGAGCCCUUGCCAUCCUAGGCGACGAUACUUCUGGUAUCGCUCAACAACUCUUAGGCAUGACCGUUUCGAACGCUGUUCAGAACUGUGCCUUGGCCCCCUCCAGUGACGGUACUUGGUCUGAAACGUCCGACUAUUGGUACUUUGGUACAACUGGUCACGUGGAGCUGUCGGCUUCCCUUCUUUCCGCUACGGGGUCCUCAUACGAUUUGCUGGAUGUUAACCCAGGCCUUAAUCUCAGCAGUCUCUUCCACAUGUAUGGCACCGGCCCAGGAUCGCUGUUCAAUUACGGUGAUACUGGUCCAAACAAGUUCACCGCCACGGCCAACGGCCUGUUCUUUUACGGCGGGUACUACAACCAGCCAGCUUACCAGCUCUUCCAGCGUGAUCAGGCAGAUGCCCCAGAUCCAUGGACCAUGUUCUGGUACGAUCCCACCGUUACCGGCGCUUUCUGGGAUGGCCUCGCUCUUGACCACUUCUUUAAUAACAACACCGAUCAGUGGGGAUCUAUGCGUUCAAGUUGGACAGAUGAGAACGCGCUAUUCGUAGCCAUCAAGGCUGGCACGCUGCAAGGUCACCAAACUCAUAAUGACCUCGACUGUGGUGAUUUUGUUAUGGAUGCCUUGGGUACCCGCUGGUUCGGGGAACUCGGUGAUGGGGAUUACCUUUCUUAUGGCUACUUCGAAAGUGAUGCACAAGACAGUCCGCGAUGGCUGUAUUAUCGCAAGAGGACGGAGGGACAGAACACUAUUCUCGUUGGUGGCGAGAAUCAGAACGUGCUUGCUGCACCCACGAUCCAGUACGAUUCAUCCGGUACUGCCCAAGGGUCCAGCACAGUUUUCAAUGUUCCAAGCGGCUCGAAUGCGUACUUCAUUGGUGACCUUGCGAGUGCCUAUUUCAAUGUGACAUCUUUCUCUCGCGGAAUCCGCCUUCUUAACUCGCGCACCCAGGUUCUCCUGCAGGAUGAAAUCAAUGCACAAGCGUCCGUGAUGUGGAGGGCGCACACGAAUGCUACAGUGUCCAUCGGCAAUAAUGGUCUAACUGCGACGCUUACCAUCGACACGCGGACCUUACAUGUUGAUCUUUUGAAUGCACCUUCUGGUGCUCAGUUCUCCACCAUGGACGCUGUUCGCUUGAGUACGGAUCCGGCUACUCCUUCUGGUAGCCCCGACCAGCCCAACCCAGGUGUCACUGUCCUUGUGAUUAGUUUGCCGGCUGGAACGUACACGCUCGAAGUUCUUAUGACGCCACAGUGGCCAGGAGUGUCUUCUACAUCUUACGUUACACCUAGCUCUGUGCCAUUGAGCCAGUGGUCGCUCACUAGCCACCCAUAGUCGCUCCCUUAUUCAUACCACACUUUUUGUUCGUUGAGGGACAGUAGUUUGUAGAUAAGACCAGUAUGUAGUUGGGGACAUUGUUUUUGGUAUGUUGUUGUGAUGGUCGUGAGAAACGUGU